Salvia miltiorrhiza (redroot sage) is the source of this 1471-nucleotide messenger RNA. RefSeq lists its product as uncharacterized. Bases 155 to 1471 code for a protein of 438 amino acids. The record is from RefSeq and is a predicted model, not a curated record. Lineage: Eukaryota; Viridiplantae; Streptophyta; Magnoliopsida; Lamiales; Lamiaceae. The transcript is spliced from 2 exons.
GCCACCGUUGCCGUCUCCAGAGUCCCUUUCUUUUUUUUAACUCACGGUGUUGUCCCUUUCUCCAAGCCACCGCUGCUAUCUCUAGAGUCCGGCAACGGCCAAUCUUCUUCGACGCCGGUUUGCACUUCUUCUUCUCCUCUUCCAAGUGGAGAAGAUGGCUCGAACGAAAAAUGCUCGUGGCCCUAAAACACCAAAGAACUCAACGAUCACGCCAGAAGCAAUCAUUAACAAUGCCCACUCUUCUAAACGAACAAGAGGUCAGGCUGUGAAAGUAUCCCCUGUUAAAAGGUUGGAAUGUCUUCCUCCAUCUGAGUCAAAUAUCCAAACCUACUUGAAUUUUCCCACCAAACUCUUGAAGGAUAGGUAUUCAGUAAUUUCUCAGUGUGACAUUCUUCAAGGUAGAAGUCUCGAUGUGUCUACUCUAGAAACUCUUAGAAUUAGGAAAGAAGUAGAAGACUUAAUUGAGCAAAUUGGAUGGAAAUCUUUCUUUCAUAAUGAUUGUCCUGCUUUUAUUGAGUUGACAAGGGAGUUUUACACAACAUUUGAAUUUGAUACUCCUGCAGACCUUAGUUUGGAUACUCCUGGUGUGAUUAGAUAUAGGCUGAUGGGGUAUGACAUUGAAGAGUCGAUAACGGAUUUUAAUUUGUCUUUGGGUGCUAUUUCUAAGGAUGAUUUGCAUGUUGAUUGGUACAUAAAUUCAAAGGUUGGGUAUGGGGAUUUUGUGCCUAAUCAUGUGUGGGUUGACAUGGCAGUCGGUAAAACCACGUAUGAUCCUAGUCAGUCCCCAAGUACUUUGUUGAAAAAACCUGAAUGGCAGUAUCUUCACCGUCUAUUGUCAUUUAAUUAUAUUGCACGAAAAUCAGGUACAACCACUUGUUCAAAGGUGGAAUUAUAUGUGAUAUGGGCUAUGGUGAAUAGUGUUAAACUGAAUUUGGGUUAUUGGUUGGCAUUGCAAAUUAAAAAAGUGUUGGAGAAAAGAAAAGGUUUGAUUCUUGGUUCCAUGAUUACACGGCUUGCUAUAAGUCAUGGUUUACUUGAUCUUGAGAACCACUCAUUGCACAAGGCUCAUGAUAACAAACCCUUAGACGAAAAAUCUCUUAUCCGGAUGGGAAUUGUUGAAAAGAAGGAUGGAGUUCUCAAGUUUGUACCACCAUCUACUCCAAUGCCACCUGUAGAACUGCACAGACAAAUAAAGAGGGCUCGUCUUGAAAAAAGUGACAUUCUUGAUAACCUUGAUGCCCCCGACCAAUCUUCCCUCGACCAAUCUGCUAGCAAUACUACCGGGUCAGAUGUGAUGCAAAUGGUUGAUGGUAUUGUUGUUGAAUUGAGGCAAAAGAUUGAUGAUGUAGCUAAAGAUCUGUUGAAAAAGUUCGAUGAAAUAGCCAAAGAUAUGAUGCUUAAAGUCGAAGAAAUAGCUGUAGUGCAGGCUGAAAUGCAAUCGGACUUGAAGGCUGAAAUAAGAUUUUAUUAA